Daucus carota subsp. sativus is the source of this 566-nucleotide messenger RNA. Its product is annotated as metallothionein-like protein 1. Bases 91 to 318 code for a protein of 75 amino acids. The record is from RefSeq and is a predicted model, not a curated record. NCBI's taxonomy places the organism in Eukaryota, Viridiplantae, Streptophyta, Magnoliopsida, Apiales, Apiaceae. The transcript has 3 exons. Gene Ontology annotation, molecular function: metal ion binding.
CUAUAAAUAGCAGGGUGAUGAGUAAAUGAUUUCACCAGAACUUUAAAGCCUUCUCUGAAGUGUACAAUACCUAAACAUUAUAUAAAGAAAAUGUCUAGCUGUGGAUCAAAUUGUAGCUGUGGUUCUGACUGCAAAUGCGGCAGCAAUGGGGGAUGCAGCAUGCACCUUGACAUAGAGAAUUCUGUAGCUGCUACAAUCAUUGCUGGAGUUGCACCUAUGAAGACCAGCUUUGAUGGAGCUGAGAAGAGCUUUGGAGCAGAAGGAGGAAAUGCCUGCAAAUGUGGAUCAAGCUGCACUUGUGAUCCAUGCAGCUGUUGAUUUCCAUCAAUCAUGAUGAACUGUACCAACAUAUAUAUAUAUAUAUAUAUAUAUAUAUAUAUAUAUAUAUAUAUAUAUAUAUAUAGCAGCUUGUGGCUUUAAUUCUGUAUUAAAAUUGAAAAAUAAGACAACCACCAGAACAUCUCAGAAAAUCUAGAACUUCUGAUGUCUCAGGCAACUUGUGUACUUGUGCUGUUCCACACUCUGCUAUAUGUUGGUAUAAGGAAUUAUUACUUUGGAUUCUCUAA